AUGCCAUCAGUGGUCGCUUCUUCAGCAGCUGUUGAGGCGAAGGAGGUGUCCCCUCCGAGUCAACCGAACGACGGUUCCGUGAAAGCGGCUGCUGCUCCUCCUGCCACGUGGAAGGCGAGCAUUGACUUCAAGUGGGUACGGGAGAACCGGGACCUGAUGGAGGCUAAUGUCAAGGAACGUCAGUCCAAUGCUGACGUGGCUCUUGUCGUGGAGCUUUACGAAGACUUUGUUUCAAAGAAUUUGGAGGUGGAUCGGCUACGCGCGGAGCGGAACAGAGUGGCGAACGCGAUGAAGGCCAAGCUGGAGGCGGAGGAGAGGGCGAGGCUGGUGAGCGAAGGCAAGCACCUCAAGGACGUGCUCGCGGGUCUCGAGGCCGAACUGGGGGAGGUGGCUUCUGAGCUGCAGCGGGAGGGCCAGCGCCUCCCCAACUUGACCCAUCCUGACGUGCCACGUGGCGGAGAGGAAGUGGCUGUCACUUUGCGAACGGUGGGCGAGAAGCGCGCGUUCGCGUUCCCCCCGAAGGACCACGUGGAGCUCGGUCUCGCGCUCGACCUCUUCGACUUCGACUCCGCUGCCGAGGUGAGCGGCGCCAAGUUCUACUAUCUGCGCAACGAGGCGGCGCUGCUGGAGAUGGCGCUGAUCAAUUGGGCUCUCGCGCUGCUCGUCGCGCGCGGCUUCACGCCCGUAUCCACCCCCGACCUCGUGCGCGCGCACGUCGUAGAGCGAUGCGGCUUCCAGCCGCGCGCUGCCAACACGCAGGUGUAUUCAGUGGAGGGGUCGGAUCUGUGCUUGGCCGGCACAGCAGAGAUUCCCGUGGGCGGCAGCUUCAUGGAUAAGAUCUUGAGCGAAUCAGAUCUGCCACAGCGCGUUGUGGCCUUCUCCCACUGCUUCCGCACAGAGGCUGGCGCUGCCGGCUCUGCCACCAGGGGGUUGUACCGCGUGCAUCAGUUCAGCAAGCUGGAGAUGUUUGUGGUGUGCCGCCCGGAGGACAGCGAUGCCUUCCACCAGGAGCUCAUUCAGAUCGAGGAGGACAUGUACACUGCUCUCGGACUGCACUUCGUUUUUACUCUUGUUCCCCCCAUUGCCGACAGCACUUUGGACAUGCCAACAGCUGAUCUAGGUGCUCCUGCCUAUCGCAAGUUUGACAUCGAGGCCUGGAUGCCGGGCCUCAACCGAUAUGGAGAGGUAUAG
Molecule: messenger RNA, 1191 nt
Organism: Closterium sp. NIES-65
Lineage: Eukaryota; Viridiplantae; Streptophyta; Zygnematophyceae; Desmidiales; Closteriaceae
Source: the annotation of a GenBank genome assembly